AUGUUCGGCGGAAGCCCAGAACGAAGUCCGCCCCCGUCGACUUCAAAGAGCGCAGAGGCACCAAUGCCUAUCGCGACGGGCUCCCUCGCGUCAGGUAAUGAAUCGCCGCCUGAAGGCCGAUCUGCGACUACAGACAACUCGGCUCCCUCGACUCAACCCAACAUUUCUGAACAAACUCAAUCGCCAUCCGCCGCCCCUCAACCUUCUGAAGUGGCGCCAUCCGCCCCCCCUGCCGAUGCUCCGAAGAAACAUCGACUCUUGGCCCUACCAUCGCGAACGUCUUUGAAAGCAGACAGGCCAUCGACUUCAGAUAGAACCCAAGAUGGACCGCAUGACGGGUCCGAGAACACACUUCGUGGCUCGCGGAGAAGUCUUUUAAGGGGUCGAAGAGAUAGAAGUAGGGGGAGCAGCAUGAGGUCUCGAGAACAGAACCCUGAAGAACCCAGCUCGGAGGAGAAUAACAAGACUGUCAGUCCCGAUGUGCACGAUCCAGCAAAAUCAGAAAAACCGCCCAAAACCUCACGCAAACUUUUUGCGUUCCUGAGCUGCUGCUCGUCUUCCGAUGUCGACCCCGAGGACGGGUCUAUUCCCCCGAAGAAGACUACCAGACGACCAUCAGUUCUACAAACCCAGCCAACACCAGAAAAGGCAGAUGUCAAUGCGGCCGAUUCAAGUACAGCCGAGUCAAAGGCACCGAGCUUUUUCAAAGAUGAAAAACCCAAUAUGGGUGUGGCCUCUGAUAAACCAAACCCACAGCUGGAUGAAGAGCGGAUAGUGAGCGUUGGGGAGCAAAGUUCACAGUUUGACGGAACAAAAUCAGCGACGACUAUACCCGAAUCUACUCAAGAUACUUCUCCAUCGAAAUUGUAUAAUGGAACCUCGCCUUCGGACGCACAGCCAUCUAUCCAAUCCGGCGCUGUCCAGACAGAGCCCACAGUGUCCGAAAAAUCUGGUACUAUCAAGGCGGAGGAAAAUGCGCCAGAAGGCCGCAAGACGGAGGAGUCUGCGAUAUCUGCCCCAGCCGCGACGACUGAGGAAGACACAAAGCAAGUUCCACGCGAGGAAGAGGCAAUGAGGUUACCUCCUCCUCCACCGCUAGGAAAGCAACCGGAAACGUCCGUCCAAGAGAAAGCCCAGCAGUGGCUAUUACCUCCAGCCCUGCCCCAUUUACAGGGUCGAAAAUGCCUAGUUUUGGACCUCGAUGAGACAUUGGUGCACAGUAGCUUCAAGGUCCUUGAACGCGCCGACUUCACCAUACCCGUGGAGAUCGAAGGGCAGUACCAUAACAUUUACGUGAUCAAACGGCCUGGCGUUGAUCAAUUCAUGAAGCGAGUCGGAGAGCUGUAUGAAGUGGUCGUAUUUACGGCUUCAGUCUCAAAGUAUGGUGAUCCUCUAUUGGACCAGCUGGACAUUCAUGGUGUCGUGCACCACAGACUAUUCCGUGAGAGCUGUUACAACCAUCAGGGUAACUACGUCAAGGACCUCUCCCAAGUUGGCCGUGACCUCCAAGAGACAAUCAUCAUCGAUAACUCUCCGACAUCCUAUAUAUUUCACCCUCAACAUGCGAUACCCAUCAGUAGCUGGUUCUCUGACGCUCACGAUAACGAGCUCCUCGAUCUUAUCCCCGUCCUCGAAGACCUCGCCGGCUCGCAGGUGAGAGACGUUAGUCUGGUUCUCGACAUUACGCUAUGA
Messenger RNA from Aspergillus versicolor CBS 583.65, 1692 nucleotides. It is a transcript of the gene psrA, whose product is annotated as putative general stress response phosphoprotein phosphatase Psr1/2. Gene Ontology annotation, cellular component: plasma membrane. The transcript has 5 exons. Gene Ontology annotation, molecular function: phosphoprotein phosphatase activity. Bases 1 to 1692 code for a protein of 563 amino acids. The record is from RefSeq and is a predicted model, not a curated record. Lineage: Eukaryota; Fungi; Ascomycota; Eurotiomycetes; Eurotiales; Aspergillaceae.